Bufo gargarizans (Asiatic toad) is the source of this 524-nucleotide messenger RNA. RefSeq names its product nudC domain-containing protein 2-like. Gene Ontology annotation, biological process: protein folding. NCBI's taxonomy places the organism in Eukaryota, Metazoa, Chordata, Amphibia, Anura, Bufonidae. The transcript has 3 exons. Gene Ontology annotation, cellular component: cytoplasm. The record is from RefSeq and is a predicted model, not a curated record. Bases 36 to 509 code for a protein of 157 amino acids.
ACCAUUUUUUUUUUAGUUGCGCGGUUUCAAGUCGUAUGACUGCGCAUGCGCAUUGCGCCAUCGUGUGUCUAAGUAAUUUUUGCUGUCAGGGCGCUGCUCUGCAUGUGAUGUCUGUGCAUUUCGAUGAGAGGAGCGGGGUGGUGCCAUGCAAGACUCCCUGGGGUUGCUGGUACCAGACCAUGGAGGAGGUGUUCAUUGAAGUCCAGGUGCCCCCUGGUACACAGAGCCGAGAUAUCCGCUGUAAGCUGGGCAUCAGGGAGAUAGCACUGAAUGUGCGGGACACACACAUCCUACAGGGACGGCUGUAUGAUUCCACGAUAAGCGAUGAAAGCACUUGGACAUUAGAGGACAAAAAACUAAUCCGAAUAGUAUUAACCAAGUCCAACCGGGAUGCUGGCAAUUGCUGGCCAUCUUUACUAGAAGGAGAGUAUUCUGCUGAUCCUUGGGUUCAAGAUGAGAUGCAAAAGAAACUGACACUGGAGAGAUUCCAGAGAGAGGUGAUGAUGUAAAAUAUUUAUUUGCAC